GAGCACGAUAAUGAAGCAGAAACUGUGAUAAGUAGUCUGGCCAAUAAUUACGAUGACGAUGAACUGGAUAUAGCUGUGAAGCUUGUACAGGUGGACAGAUACAGAACCAGGUUAAAAGAGCGUGAACGUCGGAAACGAAUCGCCAGAGAAUAUAAUCUAAUUCAAACUGCAGCAUCACUCAUCAAACCCAAAUCACAAACCCCCAAAAAGCGCACAUCUAAAGAAGAAAAGGAAUUCCAGGAGAAAAUGAAAAUAUUUGCUCAAUUCCAGUCCUCAUCGGAUCAUGAACAGUUUCUGGAGAAGUGUCAAGAGGAGAAGGAGCUGAAGUCCAGAAUCACAGAGCUGUGGAAAUACAGGGAGAACGGGAUCACCAAAAUGGAUGAGGUCGAUGAUUAUGAGGAUGAAUUGUAUAAGCGAGAGAAGAAAAAAGAGAAUAAGAAAAAAUUGGGCAGCUCCUCACCAGUAAAGAGGGUGUCAAUGGUCUCAAAAAAAGCCGCAGGCGGUAUAGAAGAAAAAUUAGAUAUACUCAUCGACGACGAAGGGUUAAAAGAUGAAGGAGAAGAAAAUGAGAUGAAGGAUAUGUCCAUACUGCCCAGCUAUGGCAUGCUGUCAGAGAGAGAGAAGAAGGUAAGGAUAUGUCUAUACUCCCCAGCUAUGACAUGUUGUCAGAGAGAGAGAAGAAGAGGGAGAGAAAAAGGUAAGGAUAUGUCUAUACUCCCCAGCUAUGACAUGCUGUCAGAGAGAGAAAAGAAGCUCUGCAAUUCCAUUGGGAUGACCCCAGCAAACUAUAUGACCAUCAAAACUUGUAUAAUCAAGGACUACCUACAGCGUCGGCAGGGUAUCCCAGUCAAGAUCCGCUAUCCUAGCGGGCUGGACAAGACCCACCGACGGAAAAUCAUGAGCUUCCUGACGGACAACGGCUGGAUCAUGGCUGUCUGAAGGAGGUGAAAAGGGAGGGGUAAACAGAGAAGGGGCCAGUGGGAAGAGGCUGGUCUUCACGGAGCAGGGAAUUACAGGAGAGAGGGACCAUGUGAUGUAAGGCGGGGCUGUGAGAGGCUGAGGAAGUGGGGGCACCACACCUGCUGACAGACAAAGUGAUUGAAGGAUGAGAGAAUGGAUUUCUUAGUAAAGGAAAGGAUUUGCAAUAAUUUAAAAAAAUGUACAAAACUGGUUAUGCUUAUGUUGAACAGAGAGCACUAGAAACGUUUAUGUUUUGUGGUUUGUUAAAGCAUUGUCUUUAGUUUUGGUUUUUGAGGUAAAAAUGCAACUAGAAGUUGUAAAAAAUAGUUAUUAAAGGUGAUGAGAGAUAUUGAUGUACACACUUGUACAUGUAUGCACUGCCAUGGAACACUCAAAGUUCUUUGUACAUAGAUAUUACCGCCUGUUUUCUUCUAAUCAUUUUUUCCGUCCAGGAAACUUGAUGUUAAUUUUUUGCUUCUUAAUGUUUAUAUUCUGUGUUAGGCACUCAGAAAUUCCAUUUAUUACUGUACAUGAAUUUUGUAAGGAGGAUAAAGAGUCAUGUUUUGGCAACUUCAAUAGUGACUUACGGUUCAUAUAAUUUAAAUUCAUUAUUUAAGAAUGAAUUCCCGUAGAAUUGAUAGAACAAAUGAAAGUGCAGAUUCAUUUCAAUUUUCUCCAAAGGUGUCAAGUUCUAAACACUCAAACUAUUGUACAUCCAGUAUUCAUAUUUCAUAUUAACAUGAUUAAUCAUUGAAUCAUUAAUUAAGGUCUGAGUUCACUGUUAGUACUCUAAGGUGAGAUUGUGUCAAUGUUUUAUUAUUGUACGACUCGUACAGAUUUUUAUCUUUGUAUAAAAGGUUUUACAUGGUGUGUGUUUUUUUUAUUAGUUAAUUGUGUAAUUUAUUUUGUAUGGAAUUGUAUGAUUGAUUGAUUGAUAUAAAAUUUUGUGAGGUUUCACCAGGAAGUCUGGAAUUUCAUCUAAUGAGAUUUAUUUCUGUUCAUAAUGAACGUAAGCUUUAAUUUAACUAUUAAAAAUACAAAAGA
Saccostrea cuccullata (small rock oyster) is the source of this 2004-nucleotide messenger RNA. RefSeq names its product transcriptional adapter 2-beta-like. Gene Ontology annotation, cellular component: SAGA-type complex; nucleus. The annotation marks the transcript as partial. The transcript has 11 exons. NCBI's taxonomy places the organism in Eukaryota, Metazoa, Mollusca, Bivalvia, Ostreida, Ostreidae. Gene Ontology annotation, biological process: chromatin remodeling; regulation of transcription by RNA polymerase II. The record is from RefSeq and is a predicted model, not a curated record. Gene Ontology annotation, molecular function: transcription coactivator activity; chromatin binding.